ACUUCGAAGCGCUAGUGUAGGCAGUGUAGCCUGAAAUCAUAAUUUUGACUUUCUAUAUCUUGUAUUCGUAUGGUAUAUACAAUUCAUCCUAACAUUCCUAACGUAGUAACGUCUAACUUGCGGGCCCUUUCCCAGGUACAUGCUGUACAUAAAAGUAUUGUAGAAUUACGUUUCGUUUUAUAAAAUUCAGCGACCGAAAUGGGUUUAUGAGGUCUAGGUACAACGAUUCUUUUAAACUCACGAAUCUUGUUUUCGUUCAGCAAUUAUCAUAUUAACUAAACUAUUAUUAAAUAAAUUAGUAUAGAUCGUUGUGUACAUAAUUUGACAUAAAAACUAGAUUAAAAUAAGUUAUUUCGGUUUUUUUUUUUCAUCUAAAAUAUGUCUCAAAUAAAGACUGAUAAGACAAUAAUACGAUUUGAAGAAAAAUGGCCAGAAAUGAGACCCAUUGUAAUUAAACUAUUACAACAAGAACCAGUAACUCAAAAUGAAUGGCAAAAUUUAUUUUAUGCAGUUCACCUUGUAUGUCUAUGGGAUGAACAAGGACCAAUAAAAAUGAGACAAUUCCUAAAAACUGACAUUAUGGAAUUCAUAAAAAAAGCUCAACAAAGAGUUAUGGCCCAUCAAGAAGAUCAAGCUCUACUUAAAGCUUAUAUCACUGAGUGGAGAAAAUUUUUUACUCAGUGUAAUUAUCUUCCAACACCUUUUAGACAACUAGAAAAUUCUCUAACUGGAAAAUCAUCAAUUGGUUUAAAAAAAUGCAAUGCUGAUAAAGAUUCUGUUGUCCGAAAGGUAAAGCUGAUACUUCAUGUAGUAUAUU
Messenger RNA from Diuraphis noxia (Russian wheat aphid), 817 nucleotides. It is a transcript of the gene Cul5, whose product is annotated as cullin 5. Gene Ontology annotation, cellular component: cullin-RING ubiquitin ligase complex. NCBI's taxonomy places the organism in Eukaryota, Metazoa, Arthropoda, Insecta, Hemiptera, Aphididae. The record is from RefSeq and is a predicted model, not a curated record. Gene Ontology annotation, molecular function: ubiquitin protein ligase binding. Gene Ontology annotation, biological process: ubiquitin-dependent protein catabolic process.